AUGUCUCCCCUCAAGAUUCUCAUGCUCCAUGGCUAUACCCAAAACGCCAGCAUCUUCGGUAAACGACUUGCAGCUUUGCGAAAGUCCUGUGGCAAGGACAUAGAGCUUGUCUUCGUCGAUGCGCCGAAUGUUCUGCAUCCCGUCGAUAUUGCGAACACUUUUGCCUCAUCAUCUGAUUCCGAUCAGUCGAAUUCAUUAGCAGCUUUCGGCGCGGCAGAGGCAAGUACGAGUACAGAUGAUCCAUCACUGACCCCGCGCGCAUGGUGGAAAACCGAUCCCACUCGCACGCAGACCACUGGUAUGGAAGACAGCAUCGCAUACCUGAGAGAUCUGCUACGCGAUCAGCAAUUUGAUGGCAUUUUUGGAUUUAGUCAGGGAGCGGUCAUGGCAGUCUUGCUUUCUGCUUUGCUUGAACGACCCGACACUCAUCCCACCUUUUUGAUCAAUGGAAAGGCGCCACAUCCUCCAUUCAAAUUCUGCGUGGCUGUCUCUGGGUUCAAACCGCCAGGCUCACUCUCAGAAGCUCUCUUUAUAACACCAUUAGAGACACAGACUUUGUUGGUAACUGGCAAGAACGAUAUUCUUGUUACCGAAGAGCGGUCACGAACUUUGGAGGAAAUUACAAAGAACAAGAGGGUCGAGGUGCAUGACGGCGGUCAUUUCGUGCCGUCAAAGGCCAGCUGGCGCAACUUCUUCAGAGCAUACUUCAAGGACCCGCUCGGAGAUUUGACGAGUCCAGGAAUUACUACUGCUUCCGAGCCACCGUCAGGAAUCGCCACUCCAACGACCGAGACAAAUACACUCGCUCCGCCUUUGUGAAGUAGAGACAGAGACCUUCAUUUAGACCGAAAGUCUCUCAAUGUUCAUUAGAAGUGCUUGUAUGACGUUGACUGUGACGGAGUAAUGGAAGUCCAUCCUCGUGUACCACAGCGGCGAUUGCGCUAGCUAAGAUAUGGAGGAGUAGAAGGCAAACGUUUGUGCAUCAUAUGUGUCCAAUACGAUACGCGAAGAUCCAAGUUG
Heterobasidion irregulare TC 32-1 is the source of this 1020-nucleotide messenger RNA. RefSeq lists its product as uncharacterized. The record is from RefSeq and is a predicted model, not a curated record. Gene Ontology annotation, cellular component: cytoplasm; nucleus. The coding region runs from base 1 to 819 and encodes 272 amino acids. The transcript is spliced from 10 exons. NCBI's taxonomy places the organism in Eukaryota, Fungi, Basidiomycota, Agaricomycetes, Russulales, Bondarzewiaceae.